Molecule: messenger RNA, 2164 nt
Organism: Chanos chanos (milkfish)
Lineage: Eukaryota; Metazoa; Chordata; Actinopteri; Gonorynchiformes; Chanidae
Gene: nme4
Product: NME/NM23 nucleoside diphosphate kinase 4
Exons: 5
Coding region: 138-707 (189 amino acids)
Biological process (GO): CTP biosynthetic process; UTP biosynthetic process; GTP biosynthetic process
Molecular function (GO): nucleoside diphosphate kinase activity
Source: RefSeq, a predicted model, not a curated record
AACAGAAUGUUUGUGUCACUGAGUAAGUUUCUGCAGACUGUAAGGCAGAUUCUUUAGGGAGCAGCACUUUUUCUGUCAGAUCCGCUUCCUCUCUCGUUACACUUCAUUUCUUUUUGGGUUUAUUCAUUUCUUUCACCAUGGUUCUCAUUCCACGGUGCUUGGUGAUCAGAAGAUUUUCCCCUCUGGGAUUUUGUGCCUACAGGACACAGUACUAUCAGCACAGCUACACUGUUAACCCAGAUAUCCCUGGCAUUAGAGAGCAAACCUUCAUUGCAGUCAAACCUGAUGGUGUACAAAGACGUCUGAUUGGUCAGAUUGUUCAGCGAUUUGAGCAGCGUGGCUUCCGUUUGGUUGGUUUAAAAAUGGUCCAGGUCUCUGAGGAGUUGUUGUCGCAGCAUUAUGCAUGUCUACACAGGAAGCCAUUCUACCCUAGCUUGCUCCGGUACAUGACCUCUGGCCCCAUUAUUGCCAUGGUGUGGGAGGGGCAUAAUGUGGUGAGGUCAUCUCGUAUGCUCGUUGGAGAGACAAACCCUGCUGAGGCUGCACCUGGAACUCUAAGAGGAGAUUUUAGCGUUCACAUCAGCAGGAAUGUUGUCCAUGCCUCAGACUCUGUGGAAGUUGCCAAGAAGGAAAUCGCUUUGUGGUUUCAGCGCUCAGAGUUGAUUGAGUGGGAGACUUGUGAUCACGGCAGCAUCUACCAUCCUUGAGAGGGACAGCGAGUGAAGCAAAAGGAACAUCACACAGACAUUCUACAAUCCAUGUCUUUAAACCGUCCUCUUGGGACACCACCACUUUGCCCUCCAGCCUGUUUCUUUGAAUCCACAGACAUUGUCCCUGAGCUGAUCUUAUUGUUUUUUGCUCUCUGUUCAGCCUGUACUCUGUGUCUCUCACAGUGUCCUGUAGAUGUCUGUACUUAGUACAAAUACAAACUGCAGCUCUGAUUUCAAAAGUUUUGACAGAUCACAUCACAACAGGCACAGACGUUUUAAUCAGACUUACUGUGUUAUGUAAGAAAACUCAGGACUUGGUUUUACCCACAUAGAAGAAGCUACAGAUAUGUCUUUAUAUUUUAACAAAAUUUUAAUCAUACUGUUUUACUGAAAGACCAUCUGACUUCCAGCUGUGUGGGAUGCCUUUCAGUUUUAUAGAUUUUUUUCUGUACUGUAAAUUAUUCAGUUCAUAAAAAAUGCUUUCUUCAUUGUGACUAAGAUGAAUUGCUGAUAUCAUCAAUUUGUAAUAUCAGGGCAUGAAUAUAAAUAAUUAACAUUUUUAUUAAAUUCUUGUCAUUUGUUCUACAAGUGCAUACAUGUUCAUACCAUCAUUUUGCUUAAAAAAAAGGCUGAGGCAGAAAGAUCAUAUAGAACUUGCAUAUCAGACAAAAACCCUUUUGGUUUGAGAUCAUAUUUAGAGCACAGGUGUUGAAUAGAGAUGCACCGAUCCGACUUUUUCAGUCCCAAUACUGAUACUGAUACCUGGGCUUUUGGUAUUGGGCGAUAACAAGUACCGAUCCGAUACCAGUGUUUAAUUAAUAAGUUGUAUGCCUAACUGAGUGGAAGAGAAUGAAAUGUAAACAUUAAAUCACAAUGAAGUCACAAACUAGGCUAAGAAGGAAGCCCUCGUUUUCAACAACAGUCAGGGAUUGCUCAUCCAGAAUAAUUCGAGAACCUGUUUUGUUAUAUUUGUAGUUUUCAUUUUCUCGCGUCUUUGCAAUGCAACCGACAAAGUUAAAUGCUUCUCUGAAUCAUCCCCCUUUUUUGUUUGGUUGAACUCAUGUUCUUUUGCAUGAUACUUAUGGAGGUGUUUGAUUAAACUGGUUGUGUUAUAUUUUGCAAUGCUACCGCCACCCCAUGAAACCUUGGCUUUGCCAGCAGAGUUUGCCAGUGAUUACCAGUUUUAGCCUGGUAAAACUGAUAAAAAAGCGAUAAAUUAAAAACUUGCCAGUCAAAAUGUGAGGUAAUAAUGCUGAUAUAUAAUGUAGCUACAACAACGGCUAUCCCUAAACAGGACAUUUGUGUUUUGACAGUGCUGACCACUGACAGCACUGCAAGCUGCAAAGACACAUUGGACACGUUUGAUUUCGAGUCAGCAGCCGGGGACUUUCAGAUGUUACAGGUUAUAGAUGUUUCAUAAUAGCCUACAUUUUAGUGGCUAAUGUUGAGGUUUU